AUGUUUGAGCUAACAACUUUUGUAAUAUUUUUUCUGCAAUUUUUAUUUGUAGGAGCAUGCUUGUAUUUGAUCAUGUGUGCGGAUCCUAAUUCUUAGGGCAUUUUAGGCAAAGCUCAUAGAUUUGUUUAUAAACUCAUUCCUUCCCUUUAUAGUUCAUCAAAAGAUUCUAACAAAUAGCCUAACAUUUUCUUUAGAGUUGCUGAUAAAAUAAUUAACUAUCUUUGUUAUACAAAUCACCCAUUAGUCUAAAUAUUUUAUGUCAUAGUUGCAGGAGGUGGAUUUGUCGUUUAUUGCAAUUUUGGUCUAUUUAAACACUUUCCUAAUUAGUAAGUCUCAAGUAUCCACAUUUACAUUGGCUCUCUUUUUGCCUUCUUCUGUUUUUACAGUUAUUACCUAGCUUGUAAAGUCAGUCCAGGAAAAAUAAGCAAAGAAAAUGUGAAGCAAUAUACAAAAACCUAUGAAAAGUAUUACGAUGAUGUUUUAUUUGAAAAGGGUAACAACUGCUCAACUUGCAACAUAGUAAAACCUGCUAGAUCUAAACAUUGCAAGACUUGCAAUAUGUGUGUAGCUAGAUUUGAUCAUCAUUGCAUUUGGAUUAGAUAAUGUGUUGGAGAAAAAAACUAUAAAUAUUUCUUAUUGUUUAUAGGAUCUCAUGCUCUCUUGACUUUGUAUGGUGGUAUUAUAGGUAUCCUAUGCUUAUAUGGAAUAGUUUUGGACUCUAACUUACUCUAUGCAAAAUUUAGAAUCCCAGGAUCAAAUGAAGUAAUUGAUGCUAACUGGUCAAUCAUAUUAAAAUACUUAUUCUACAAGGAGACAAUGUUCGUAUUCAUAAUUAUUCUUUGCAUAAUUAUGGGAAUAACUUUAACAUUGUUCUUACUCUAUCACUUCUCUAUGAUAAAAGAUAACAUGACAACAAAUGAAAGAAUUAAAAGAAGUGAUUUCAUUAGCUUCCUUGAAAAAGAAACCAAAAAAAUGGAAAAAGAUUUAGAAGAACCUGAUUAAACUGCUGAAAAUAAGGCAGAAAAAUAAUAGAAACUCAAAAAAUAUAAAAGAGAUCUUGAUUAAUUAAAAAAAUGGUUUCCUACUAAGGGAUUUAAAUAAAAUCUUAAAGAUAUUUGGAAUUUAUGA
This is a messenger RNA of Tetrahymena thermophila SB210, 1128 nucleotides long. Its product is annotated as DHHC zinc finger protein. The transcript is spliced from 5 exons. Lineage: Eukaryota; Ciliophora; Oligohymenophorea; Hymenostomatida; Tetrahymenidae. Gene Ontology annotation, molecular function: protein-cysteine S-palmitoyltransferase activity. Gene Ontology annotation, cellular component: Golgi apparatus; endoplasmic reticulum. Gene Ontology annotation, biological process: peptidyl-L-cysteine S-palmitoylation; protein targeting to membrane. The record is from RefSeq and is a predicted model, not a curated record.